This is a messenger RNA of Alligator sinensis (Chinese alligator), 2614 nucleotides long. RefSeq lists its product as uncharacterized. The record is from RefSeq and is a predicted model, not a curated record. The transcript has 2 exons. Bases 946 to 2169 code for a protein of 407 amino acids. Lineage: Eukaryota; Metazoa; Chordata; Crocodylia; Alligatoridae.
UCCGGGGUGCCGGCGCCAGGCUCCUGCCGCAGGGUCUCCGAGGGCCCGGAGCAGCAGUGCUGCAAACCUCGGGCUGGCACGUGGUCCCGCUGCCGAGAAACAAUGGUGCUAGCGAGGAGGCAGGCCGGACGGGAGCAGUCCCCUGCCCACACGAAGCAGGGGCGAGGGGGCUGGAGCCGGGUCAGCUAGGGGCAAUGCUAGCUCCGACUGGGGCAGGGGGCCCAGGCUGCAGGGAUGCCGGGUGGGGGAACCCGCUGUGCGGGGGCCUGCGGUGCACAAGGGCGCUGGUUCCCGACUGGGCCCUGGGCAGCGCAGUGACCUAGAGCGGCAGCAGCUGCAGAUUUGGAGGCGCACGCGUGUUCACGACAGCUCCACGGGGUGCGUGUGCACUCCCGAUAGUGAGCACGUGCAGGAACGUGUGCAUCCGGGCGAGCUUUUGCACCACGUCCUCGUGUGCGGGAUCUGUUGUGCACUCAGCCCAGCGGCCCGUGCGCCCCGGCCCGCGGAGCCCUUUGUCUCCCAUCCCGGAUUGCGCCUCGUGCAGCUCAACGUAAAUAAUUCAUGGUCAGUGGCAUGAUGAGCUCAUCCUGCCUGGUGGAAGGAAGCGCCGGCGAGCGCGGUGCGGUGCAGCGCGGGCUGGGGCUUUGUGCGAGGGACGCGGACCCAUCUCAGCUGGGCAGGGGCCAGCUGCCGUGGGGCAUGGCGUGGCUCCGGGCAUGUAGUGCCCAGCCUGCCGGGCUGCUAGGACCCUGCUGGGGGCUGGGAAGUCCCUACUCGUGUGCCUCAGUUUCCCCCUGGGACAGUAGUCACCUACUCUGGGAAGCAGCAUGCAGCUGCUGCAAGGCCUCCGCAGGCCGGGGCGGUGCAGCCCCAUGCCAGGACCAUCCUUAGCAAUGUCCUUCCAGCCCAGAGGCCCUUCCCCCUGCAUGAGCUGCCAGCAGUAUCAUGUUGAACAAGAGGCACCCGCGGAGAAGUGCAUCUGCAGGGCUCUCCCGGGACCCCGCCGGCUGCAGGGAGGGCACCGCUGGGCCAGCAGCAGGCGAGACCCCUGGAGCUGCACGAUGUGGCGACAACUGGCUUGGACACACGGCCGGGCAGGGGCGCAGAGCUGGGCAGGGCAGGGCUGUUGCUGGCUUUGUGUGGAUGCCAGAUCCUGCUUCGAUUCCUGUCCCAGUCUCGGGGCUAGGAACGCAUCCCCGGCUCCAUGACAUCCAGCGGGUGCAGCGUUCCUGGGUGCAAGACGCAGGCCGAAGGAGGCAUCCCCACUUGUGCUGGACAGGCCUGGAGCAGCUCAUGCGCGUGUCCCAAGCCCUCUACGGCUGGCAGGGAUCCUCCCCGAGGUCCCGUGGGGCUUGGGCUGAGGAUCAGAGUCCUUCCGGGCAUUGUUACCGUGCUCUGGCAAGGGUAUCCUUGGCUCCGGCACACCUGGGUUGUUAUGCAAGCCUGACACGUGGGCAUCUCACUGGGCAUCUGGCCCAGCGUGCUCAGUGCCCACAGCCCUGGAUCCCGGCACGCUGUGAUCCCGGGAGCCAGGCAGGCUUUGGGCAGCAGCUGCCACCAGAGGCCUCUUCUGUGGCUGCAAGAGAUAAAGGCCCUUGCAGAGGUUGCAGCUCUCCCAGUGCUCCCCCCGAGCCCAGCUGGGUCCUCGGCCCUGCACACACAGCUGGGACCCGGGCAAGCUGGCGCCGACAUCCGAGUGCGGGGCAGGGAGAUUCCAGCGUGGCACCCUGGAAACGGGUCAAGACAAGGGCAGCUGAGCAGAGACAGGCCCAGCUGGGCCUGGUGUGGCAAGGAGCAAGGCAAACAGCGUCCGGGACAAGGGCAGGCCCCCGCGUUUGCUGUUGGGGGCUGGAGCCAGACUGGCCUGGGCGGUGGAGUCUCCGUCCCAGCCUGGACCAGAUUCCCAGAGGGACCCGCUGCCUCCUGACCCCAGCAUCUCCCAGCAGCCCCCGGCUCCUGGCGCUGCACAUCAUCCUGGCACCAGGAAGGCGCAGAGCUGAGCUGGAGAUGGAGCAGGAGCUUCAAGGGAGAGCGCCGGGCCAUCGCUCCCAGCAGGGAGGAGUCUGCUGUCUGAGGGGCUGCCGCUGCAGCGAGCGCGGAGGACAGGCCUGCAUGCAGGCUGCAAGGUCACCGGGAGCCGGAGCAGCCUCGUUACUGCAUGCUAAUUAGGUGCCAUUAACGCUCCUGGCAGAUGCUGCCCUUGGGAUGGACGGAGACGGCACGCGGCCUGGCCACAGCCAUCAAGGCGACCCCGCUGCUGCAUCCCUGCACCGUGGCUGGCCUGUCGGGUCACCGGGCAGGCUCCUAGGCCCGGCUGCCUGGGCCUCUGCAUCGCUUCCUCUGCGAGUGCUGCAUCCCACCCCAGAGCUGGCUGCACGCUGUAGUUUGUCAGUCGCUCGCUGGCACCUGGGAUCUCUCAGUGCCGGGGGCCCGGGGUGGGAGGAUGCCCUGGCAGAAAGCCCCAGCGCCGCUGUAGAAAGCAUCUCGAGUGUGUUCUGCAGCUGAGCACGCAGCAGCAAGGCCCAGGAAAUCCUCCAGCUCCUUCUCCAACGUCGGGUUCCUCAGUCGUUGUUCACCAGUCAGGACUGACAGCUGUCCAGCAGCGUGGAGGAGC